CUCAACAUUUCUACGCUCCUUAUGCAUCAGAGCUCUGAAUAAAAAUGAGAGAAUUGAGUCUUGGUUGAACCUCAUUUUGUUCUUUUCCAUUCUCUUUCUAGGCUUGUGAGAUAGAGACAUUGGCUUGACGCCUUUCGUCUAUUUAUCCCUUGCCCCACAUUCCGCAUCCCACCUCCCGCCGCCCGCCGCCUCUGAGCUACUCGGGAUUCGGUUAGGGCUGAGUAACAGCCUUUCAUAUUAGGCGGAAUUUCGAUAGCAAUCAUGUUGCGCUUUCGAAGAUAUCGCUAUUAUGUCUUCUUUGCCGCUAUUGUCGUCUUGCUGUUGUAUCGUGUCACCCAGAAUAGCGAGCAAUGGGAAUCCGUCUCGGCAUCAAUUCCCUUAGUCAAAGCCCCACCUAAGUCCUCUCUUGAGCGAGGAUUCGGCUUGACUAAUAAGCAAUCCCGACCAGCUUCUGCCAAGAGCGAGACUGGUUUCAACAGCGAAGAUGACGAACCUAGGCUUCACUUGAAAGAAAAAACUGGUAAGGAACCUGAGAAGGUCAAAAUUCCUAACCUGAAACCAACUACUGGCGAAGACACUGUUGGAAAACUCGACACUCCUAAUGCGGCCACAACGACGAACCAGAGCCAUGUACGCGUAUACGAUAAAGAGGAAGCUGCGAAGACCACCACUGCCCCGUUAAUCAGUAUUCCGGAUAAGAAUGUUGGGCAAGGCGCUAAGGGCGUCGGAGGCCCGCCUGGUAAAGGUGCCCAUGGAGCACCGGGAGCGCAUAAGCCUAAGACCCAGAGCGCAACCACGACGAUCCACUGGGAGAAAUUCCCCGAGCAUUUCCCCGUUCCGAAAGACGAAAUCAUCCCCUUGCCGACGGGAAAACCCAAACCUAUACUAGCGAUCCAAUACGAUUUUGAGAAAGAGUCGGCCCAAGCUCGGGAAGAGCGUCUGGAUCGCCUCGCUAAAGUCAAGGCCGAGAUGGUACGUGGCUGGAAUGGUUAUAUGACAUAUGCCAAGGGGCAUGAUGAAUUGAGCCCUGUAUCCAAGAAAUUUCGUAACCCGUUUUGUGGAUGGGCUGCGACAUUGGUCGACGCGCUGGACACAUUAUGGAUCAUGGGGAUGAAAGAUGAGUUCGAAGAGGCACUUCUCGUAGUAGAGAAGAUCGACUUCACUACAUCUGAAUAUCGCACCGAAAUCCCAGUCUUCGAGACUACUAUCCGAUAUCUUGGCGGACUAGUAGCAGCCUAUGAUGUUAGUGGUGGUAAAGCCGGAGGACAUGACAUACUUCUCGAGAAGGCUAUCGAGCUCGCCGAAAUUCUGAUGGAUGUUUUCGAUACGCCAAACCGUAUGCCCGUGCUGUAUUAUAACUGGAAGCCCGCCUUUGCGAAGCUACCGAAGCGAGCUCAGGCAGGUGUGAGUGUGGCGGAGCUAGGCUCUCUCGCCAUGGAAUUCACACGACUUGCGCAGAUAACCAAAGAGGACAGGUACUAUGAUGCCGUAGCACGCAUCACAGAUGCUUUUUAUGAGUGGCAGGAACGUGGAACAACAAUUCCUGGUAUCUUCCCUGAGCGUGUCGAUGCGACUGGGUGCAACAGAACUGCGGCCUUGGAGAUUGCCGCUAAGGAAGCUGAGGUUGAAAAACUGAGAGAAGCUGGGCAAAAGGCAUAUGAUUCUCAGAAUGCUAAAAAUAGCAAGCCGGGUGUAGAAGGUAGUAGCCAAGGAAAAUCCGUUAAAGGCGGACAGAGUCGCCUGGGAAGCCGCGCUGUGGGGACACCUAAUGACGACGGUACCAACAAAGUCAAGAUCGAACAUAAUGGUGAGGAAAUGUACGCGCCCUCGAAAAAGACGAUUUCUGAUGAGAACGACGUGGAUCAAGCUGCCACCACAGUAGACGAUCGUGACAGCACGUCGGUUAAACCCGAAACUAAGAAGAAGAAGGAUACUUGUGUUCCACAGGGCCUUACAGCAGGAUCAUGGAGUGCGAAUGAACAGUACAGUAUGGGCGGAAGUCAAGACAGCACAUACGAGUACUUCCCUAAACAAUGGCUGCUCCUUGGCGGCUUAGAGCCCAAGUAUAAAACCCUGCACGCCAAAGUGACUGCGGCCGUCAAGAAAUGGCUGCUUUUCCGACCUAUGAUUCCCGGUGAUCGUGAUAUCUUGUUCUCCGCCAAAAUCAACACUCGAGGGAGCCCAGAAGUUGAUGCUACAACUGAGUGGGAGGUCACCCAUCUCACUUGCUUCAUCGGCGGUAUGUUUGGCAUGGGCGGGAAGAUAUUUGAUGUUCCCGAGGAUGUCGAAAUCGGAAAGAGACUUACUGACGGCUGCGUUUGGGCUUAUGAAAAUACACCCAGUGGUAUCAUGCCGGAGGGUGCGACCGUCGUUCCUUGCGCCGAAGUUAACAAUUGCCAUUGGAACGAGACCUUAUACUGGCAGUAUUUGGAUCCUCUGUACGAAACCCGUCUAGAGCAAAUGGCGGACUAUCAAAAACAGCAUAAGGAGUGGAAAUCGAAGAAAGCGCAACAGGCGAAAAUGAAGGGGCAUAAGAAUCUCGGUGCAACGUCUGGGGGAGCGACCUCUGAUAGUCUUGUUGACGAAAAGUUCGGUUCUUCGCAAGGAGUAACCACUCAAAAGACUGGAUCUAAGAGUUCUAGAAUUCAGAAGAGAGCUCCGCCCGCACCACCUCCGUCAAGAGGUGCAUCGACUGAUAGCACCAGAAAGUCAUCCCAAGUGGCCACUUUAGAAGAUGCACUAGACAUCAACGGUGGUAGCGAUUCCGUAGUUGCUUCUAUCGGUGAUAAUGCCGAUCAAGUUCCUCUUACGCAGGAAGAACUCGAUAUCGAAUAUCCGGAACCGGAGCGCCCAAUGUCCCAUGAACAGUAUGUAGAGAGUCGCAUCGAGGCGGAGAACCUCCCGCCUGGUUUCGUCAGUGCGCACUACCACUCUUAUAUCCUCAGACCCGAAGCCAUCGAGUCCGUCUGGUACAUGUACCGCAUCACGGGUGAUACGACAUGGCAGGACAAAGGAUGGAAAAUGUUCAAUGCUAUCGUCAGCCAAACCCGGACCGAAUCGGGCAACAGCGCUAUCGACAAUGUCUUAUUGCCGAAUUCAGACAAGACUGAUGAGAUGGAGAGUUUUUGGCUUGCAGAAACGCUCAAAUACUUCUAUUUGCUCUAUUCGGAUCCAAGUCUCAUAAGUUUGGACGAGUGGGUAUUAAACACAGAAGCGCAUCCUUUCAAGCGACCUAUUUGAAUGAAACCAUUCACGAAGGAACCGGUAGACUAGAAAUAACAGCCAUGGAUUUUUUGUAUAGAUCACCGGAAUAAAAAACAAAGAAACCGGUGAUGGCGUUUGA
Annulohypoxylon maeteangense is the source of this 3343-nucleotide messenger RNA. Its product is annotated as glycoside hydrolase family 47 protein. Bases 262 to 3240 code for a protein of 992 amino acids. The record is from RefSeq and is a predicted model, not a curated record. Gene Ontology annotation, cellular component: endoplasmic reticulum; Golgi membrane. NCBI's taxonomy places the organism in Eukaryota, Fungi, Ascomycota, Sordariomycetes, Xylariales, Hypoxylaceae. Gene Ontology annotation, molecular function: mannosyl-oligosaccharide 1,2-alpha-mannosidase activity; calcium ion binding. The transcript has 3 exons. Gene Ontology annotation, biological process: carbohydrate metabolic process; N-glycan processing.